AUGAAAGAGACUAUACAAGGGACCGGGUCUUGGGGGCCUGAGCCUCCUGGACCCGGCAUAGCCCCAGCUUUUUCAAGUCCCAGGCGGGAGCGUCUUCGUUGGCCCCCACCCCCCAAACCCCGACUCAAAUCAGGUGGAGGGUUUGGGCCAGACCCUGGGUCAGGGACCACAGUGCCAACCAGACGCCUCCCUGUCCCUCGGCCCUCUUUUGAUGCCUCAGCUAGUGAAGAGGAGGAGGAAGAAGAGGACGACGAAGAUGAAGAUGAGGAGGAGGAAGUGGCAGCUUGGAGGCUGCCCCCCAGAUGGGGUCAGCUGGGAGCUUCCCAGAGGCCUCGCCCUCCCCGCCCUACUCAUCGGAAAACCUGUUCACAGCGCCGUCGCAGAGCUAUGAGAGCCUUCCGGAUGCUGCUCUACUCAAAAAGCACCUCGCUGACAUUCCACUGGAAGCUUUGGGGGCGCCACCGGGGACGGCGGCGGAACCUCCCACACCCCAAGAACCAUCUUUCACCCCGGGAAGGGGCCAUGACACCACAGGUGCCAUCCCCUUGCUGUCGUUUUGACUCCCCCCGGGGACCACCUCCACCCCGGCUGGGUCUGUUAGGUGCUCUCAUGGCUGAGGAUGGGGUGAGAGGAUCUCCACCAGUGCCCUCUGGGGCCCCCAUGGAGGAAGAUGGAUUAAGGUGGACUCCAAAGUCUCCUCUGGGCCCUGACUCCGGUCUCCUCUCUUGUACUCUGCCCAAUGGCUUUGGGGGACCACCUGGGCCAGAAGGAGAGCGAAGUCUGGCACCCCCUGAUGCCAGCAUCCUCAUCAGCAACGUAUGCAGCAUCGGGGACCACGUGGCCCAGGAGCUUUUUCAGGGCUCAGAUGUGGGCACUACAGAAGAGGCCGAGCGGCCUGGGGAGAAAGCUGGCCAGCACAGCCCUCUGCGGGAGGAGCAUGUCACCUGUGUGCAGAGCAUCUUGGAUGAAUUCCUUCAGACUUACGGCAGCCUCAUCCCCCUCAGCACUGAUGAGGUAGUGGAGAAACUAGAGGACAUUUUCCAGCAGGAAUUCUCUGCACCUUCCAGGAAGGGCCUGGUGCUGCAGUUGAUCCAGUCAUACCAACGGAUGCCAGGCAAUGCCAUGGUGAGGGGCUUCCGAGUCACGUAUAAGCGGCAUGUGCUGACCAUGGAUGACCUGGGGACUUUGUAUGGACAGAACUGGCUCAAUGACCAGGUGAUGAACAUGUACGGAGACCUGGUCAUGGAUACAGUCCCUGAAAAGGUGCAUUUCUUCAACAGUUUCUUCUAUGAUAAACUCCGUACCAAAGGUUAUGAUGGGGUGAAAAGGUGGACCAAAAACGUGGACAUCUUCAAUAAAGAGCUCCUGCUAAUCCCCAUCCACCUGGAGGUGCAUUGGUCUCUCAUCUCUGUUGACGUGAGGCGGCGCACCAUCACCUAUUUUGAUUCGCAGCGCACCCUGAACCGCCGCUGCCCUAAGCAUAUUGCCAAGUAUCUGCAGGCAGAGGCAGUGAAGAAAGACCGGCUGGAUUUCCACCAGGGCUGGAAAGGUUACUUCAAAAUGAAUGUGGCCAGGCAGAAUAAUGACAGUGACUGUGGCGCCUUUGUGUUGCAGUAUUGCAAGCACCUGGCCCUGUCUCAGCCAUUCAGCUUCACUCAGCAGGACAUGCCCAAACUUCGUCGGCAGAUCUACAAGGAGCUGUGUCACUGCAAACUCACUGUGUGA
This is a messenger RNA of Rangifer tarandus platyrhynchus (Svalbard reindeer), 1725 nucleotides long. Lineage: Eukaryota; Metazoa; Chordata; Mammalia; Artiodactyla; Cervidae. The record is from the annotation of a GenBank genome assembly.